Molecule: messenger RNA, 1049 nt
Organism: Rattus rattus (black rat)
Lineage: Eukaryota; Metazoa; Chordata; Mammalia; Rodentia; Muridae
Gene: Ripply1
Product: ripply transcriptional repressor 1
Exons: 5
Biological process (GO): embryonic pattern specification; negative regulation of transcription by RNA polymerase II
Cellular component (GO): nucleus
Source: RefSeq, a predicted model, not a curated record
GCUGCCCCUGAUGCUGUCCCUGCUGCUGCCCCUGAUGCGGCCCCUGCUGCUGCCCCUGCUGCUGCCCCUGAUGCUGCCCCCCAUGGCCAGGACCUGGCCCAAGCCCCUGCCCUAGCACAAGUCAAUGGACGAGAAGGUGCUGAGAAUGAACGAGAAGCUUAUCUUUGGAGACCCUGGCUGUCCUCUAUAAAUGACCAGCCAAGGCAGGCAGGAGCCUGCAUAGAGUGGGCUGCUGGUGAGGCAACAGCUGCUGAGGCCAAGGCUGACUCUGAGUUCCACCACCCUGUCAGGCUCUACUGGCCUAGGUCCCGCUCCUUUGACUACCUGUACAGUGCUGGGGAGAUAUUACUACACAACUUCCCUGUCCAGGCCACCAUCAACUUAUAUGAGGAUUCCGACAGCGAAGAGGAUGAGGAAGAUAAGGAGGAGGACGAGGAGGAAGAAGAAGAAGAGGUCAAUGAAAUUGAUGCAGAAGGGUGUGUGGGGGUACCACACGAGGCCACAGCUCAUUCCCCUGACCCAUACUCGACCAGUCCAAAUUGAAGCAAUCCCAGUUAAACUUGGCAGGUUUCCAAGGGCAUCAAUUAGCAAAGAGUCUCCAGACCCAGCUUUUCUGGAUUGAAACCAGUGUCCUAGGCUGUCUAGCUCACCCUGGCUUUCCUGAUUGGCCUGCAAGUCUAGGCCUCUGGCAUGUUCUUGUCUGGGCUGCUCUUGUGCCAACAGUAGGAGGUUCCUCGGGCCUGGAAGGGACUAGGGAAGACUUGAUUUCUGAAGCCCUCAUGAAGUAGAGCAGGAAGGAUACCCCUGUACAGUGAGCAGUCACUCCUCAGGGCCUUUCAAGUUUUCAAAGAUACCAACACCAGUUCCAAGCAAUACUAAGGCAUCUGGAGGGAAGGGAAGGGAAGGGUGUGGAAGGGAAGAAGAACCUUAAGAAUCUGCUUAUCUGGGGACCUGCAUCCCACUUUGCCUGCUAUUCACUUAGUCUGGGUAUUGGCCUAAGGUGAGUCAGGAGAAAAAUAAAUGGAAUGAUGUUUGCCUUUUUCUUGGAA